UUAAAAUCACAAAUUAAAAUGGUAUUACUACACCUAAAGAAUUGCCAAACUCUAUCACUUCAGAAAAAAAAAACAAACAGAAAUUUCCCCCAAAAUUUUCCGCAGUUCCUCAAAACGAAGUGUUAAUGUUUGCUUAACAUAUCUUGUGGGAUCUUAAGGCCCUGAGAAAUAUGAAAAAGGAUCCAGGUUAUGGGGCCCCAUCAACACCUACUGCGCGAUUACGUCGGCGCAAAGGUUCCACUGAGGCCUUUCCGGAAGUUGAUAAAUCUAAUGGCGACAAUCUGCUUGUUAAUGAUCGGAACAAGUACAAGUCGUUUUUGAUCCGGACAUACUCAACUGUUUGGAUGAUUGGAGGAUUCACCUUCGUAAUAUACAUGGGGCACCUGUAUAUCUGGGCAAUGGUGGUAGUUAUCCAGAUUUUCAUGGCCAAGGAGCUGUUCAAUUUACUUAGGAGAGCAUCUGAAGACAGGCGCCUUCCGGGAUUCAGGAUCUUAAAUUGGCACUUUUUCUUCACAGCGAUGUUAUUUGUGUACGGUCGCAUUCUCAGUCAGAGGCUUGUGAACACUGUUGCAUCAGACAAAGUUUUGUAUAAACUUGUGAGCAAAUUUAUCAAGUAUCACAUGGUUACGUGUUAUUUCUUGUAUAUUGCAGGCUUCGUGUGGUUCAUUCUUACACUGAAGAAGAAGAUGUACAAGUAUCAAUUCAGCCAAUUUGCAUGGACACAUAUGAUCCUGAUUGUGGUGUUCACUCAGUCGGCAUUUACCGUAGCAAAUAUCUUUGAAGGAAUUUUCUGGUUCCUUCUUCCAGCAUCGCUUAUCAUUGUCAACGAUGUAGCUGCUUAUAUUUUCGGAUUUUUCUUUGGGAAAACUCCUUUAAUCAAGCUAUCGCCAAAGAAAACAUGGGAGGGUUUCAUUGGAGCAUCUGUUGCUACUGUCAUUUCAGCCUUCUUCCUUGCUAAUGUAUUGGGCCACUUUCAAUGGUUGACCUGCCCAAGAAAGGAUUUAUCAUCUGGCUGGCUUCACUGUGAUCCUGGUACACUGUUUAGACCCGAGGAGUUCGCUCUGCCAGAGUGGUUUUCUGAAUGGUUUCCAUGGAAAGAGAUUUCCAUUUUGCCAGUGCAAUGGCAUGCUCUCUGCCUUGGUCUCUUUGCAUCGAUUAUAGCACCUUUUGGAGGGUUUUUCGCUAGCGGCUUCAAAAGGGCGUUCAAUAUCAAGGAUUUUGGUGACAGCAUUCCUGGUCACGGUGGGAUUACUGACAGAAUGGACUGCCAGAUGGUGAUGGCGGUUUUUGCGUACAUCUAUCACCAGUCAUUUGUUGUGCCACAGAACUUGACACUGGAGAUUAUUAUUGAUCAGAUAAUGAUGAACCUCAGCUAUGAGGAGCAACGAGAUUUGUACACACAACUUGGGCAGAUGAUAAUGGAGAGAGCGACCGGAGAAUCCUGAAGCCGUUAGCCGGUAUGUGGAGAUUUCUGAAUAUGAGUAAAAUUGACAUUUUGUCUUUUUUUUUCCUCUACCCUUUUUGCCUUUGUUGUACAGACAUUAGUAUAGUAUAGUCUUCAGAAAUUGUACUGCCAAAAUCUAUCUGCUUUCUCUGCGCCAAUGAAAAAAAUCAACCAAAAGAUGUACUUAACAUGAUACUUAUUAACAUGAUUCUUUUCUUA
Salvia hispanica is the source of this 1663-nucleotide messenger RNA. Its product is annotated as phosphatidate cytidylyltransferase 1-like. The record is from RefSeq and is a predicted model, not a curated record. Gene Ontology annotation, cellular component: endoplasmic reticulum membrane. Gene Ontology annotation, molecular function: phosphatidate cytidylyltransferase activity. NCBI's taxonomy places the organism in Eukaryota, Viridiplantae, Streptophyta, Magnoliopsida, Lamiales, Lamiaceae.